Gossypium arboreum is the source of this 1887-nucleotide messenger RNA. RefSeq lists its product as uncharacterized. NCBI's taxonomy places the organism in Eukaryota, Viridiplantae, Streptophyta, Magnoliopsida, Malvales, Malvaceae. The coding region runs from base 1 to 1887 and encodes 628 amino acids. The transcript has 4 exons. The record is from RefSeq and is a predicted model, not a curated record.
AUGGCAGGUGAAAUGAACGAGAAUGCCAUAAGGGGUGGCAAAAUUGAAGGGGAAGCGACCAAAAGAUUGGCCCCAAGGAGAAAGGAUAGUGAAGUGAAUAACACAAGCACCUUCAAUACAAAGGCAAUCACAGUUGGUCAACCUAAAACAGCUGCGGAUGAGCAACAGAGUUAUCAAAUGCAAGAGUCGGGUACAAGACAGAAUUUUGAAAAGAUACAGUUCACACCUAUCCCCGUGACGUAUCGUGAGCUUUAUCAAAGCUUAUACAAUGCUCAUGCUAUUGCUCCAUUUCACUUGAAACCACUACAGCCUCCAUAUCCUAAAUGGUACGAUGCAAACGCUAGAUGUGAAUACCAUGCUGGAAUACCGAGACAUUCGAUCGAAAAUUGUACCGGUUUUAAGAAGGCCGUAGAGAGGCUUAUUAAGAUGGGGGUAGUGAAGUUCGACAAUACCCCUAAUACUGAAAACCCGUUGCCAAAUCAUGGCAAUCAAGGAGUGAUCACCAUUGGCGAAGCCAGUGAGAGGAGAAUGAAGGAAAAUGUUGCUGGGGUAAGGAUGCCCAUGAAGGUGAUUUGGGAGGAGAUGAUGAAGAAAGGUAGCUCUUGUGAAAAACAAGUAUGUAUGCUGGAGGAUAAACAGAAAGGAACUAGCUGGCCAAGGAUUAUUAUUUCCCUACUGGGGAAUAGUGAAGUGGGGGCACAAACGGAGCCUAAGGUCAUUAUCCAUAAGCCUACGCCUUUCCCUUAUAAGGAUAGCAAGAGGGUAUCAUGGAGCUAUGACUGCAGUGGGACAGUACCGGAGGAGGAAAAUAUAGCCAAUACAUCUAAAGAUGUACAAGUUGAGGGUUCCCAUACAUGGAGUGGGAAGCAGUAUGAUACGGUGGGUGUCAAAGAGGAGCCCACGAAAUCAAAGAAUGUUAGUGCGGAGAAGGAGAAAAAGGCUGAAGUGCCUGUUAAGGAGCCAGUGCUCAAUGAAACAUAUGUCACCCAUGACAUAUCUGUUAACAAGCUGGACCGAUUGGUGAAUAACAUAAGUGCAAAUAAUUCCAUCUACUUUAAUGAUGAUGAAAUCCCACCAGGGGGCAGGGGGUCAACAAAGGCCUUGCACAUCACCACUCGUUACAAGGGGUACACACUCCCAAGCUUUUUCGUCGAUAAUGGAUCGGCUUUGAAUGUUCUACCAUUGUCUACAUUGAACAGAUUACCCAUUGACGGUUCUCACAUGAAUACAUGUCAAAAUAUGGUAAGAGCCUUCAACGGUACAAAAAGGAAUGUGAUAGGAAGGAUUGACAUCCCCUUGGAAAUUGGGCCGAGUAUAUAUGAAGUAGUCUUCUUGGUGAUGGAUAUCAAGCCCUCCUAUAAUUGCUUAUUAGGGAGGCAAUGGAUACACUCAGUGGGAGCGGUGCCCUCAUCGUUGUACCAGAAAUUAAAGUUAGUGACGGAUGGACGGCUAGUAACUAUCAAUAUGGAGGAGGACAUUAUAGUCGCAGUCACUAACAAGGACCCUUAUGUCGAGACGAACGAAGAGUCUAUUAAGUGUUCUUUUCGCUCUUUAGAAUUUGUGAAUGUAACCUUCAUUUUAGAAGGGAGUGAGCCACCGGUGCCAAAGAUAGCAAGAGCCACGAGGAUGGCUCUACAAAUGAUGCCAGACUAUAAGCAAUGGAGGAAGGAAGUUGAGAACUGCCAAGAGGGAAGAAGGGCGCGCCAUAAUGGAAGAGAAGUGGAGUGGGAGCUGAUGACAUUCCCUCUAAUAUCCCAAGCCUUUAUAUCAGGAGGGUUACUUAUAGAAGAAAGUCAUCAGAUUAAUGCUAUACACAAUAAAGGAUCGGAGCAAGGAAACCUUGAGGGUAUUUGCCCUUACGAACCGGGAAGCUCUCUGAACAAUUAG